Triticum aestivum (bread wheat) is the source of this 1263-nucleotide messenger RNA. RefSeq names its product QWRF motif-containing protein 4-like. Gene Ontology annotation, molecular function: microtubule binding. The record is from RefSeq and is a predicted model, not a curated record. The transcript has 6 exons. The coding region runs from base 1 to 1263 and encodes 420 amino acids. Gene Ontology annotation, cellular component: cytoplasm; nuclear microtubule. NCBI's taxonomy places the organism in Eukaryota, Viridiplantae, Streptophyta, Magnoliopsida, Poales, Poaceae. Gene Ontology annotation, biological process: spindle assembly.
AUGGCGUCACCUCACCGCCUAGCACGCAGCCCCAGCUCGGCCUCCCGCGCGGCCCCGGCCUUCUCGACCGCCAACUUCGUGCGCUCUCUCCGCAAGGCAGCAUCCUUCGGUUACAGGAAGCCCAGCGCCGGCGUCGUCGACGCGGCGGGCACGAUGCGACGACGCAGCGCGGACACUGUGACGAGGCGUAGGCGGAGCACCGGGCAGUCGUCGCCUUCCGAGGGCGUCGGCAGAGGGCCGAGCGUGCCGAGGAAGACGCCGGCGACGCCUAAGAAGGAGGACGUGGCGCACCGGGCGCGCGUGCUCACCGCGCGGCUGAUGCAGUGGCGGCUCGCGAACGCCCGGAUGGAGAAGGCCAUGACUCGCGCCACCCACGCCGCCGAGAGCAAGCUGCUGUAUGUGUGGCGGCGGGUGGCCGAGCUGCGCAACAUUCACACGGCGAAGAGAAUCGUGGCGCAGCGGUGGCGGCAAAAGGUGAAGCUGGGCAGGCUCCUGCGCCCGCAGCUGCCCCUCCUCGCCGCAUGGGAGACGCUCGGCGGGCCGCACUCAGACGCUGUGGCGGACCUCGGCCGGGUGCUCUCCGCCGCCUCCACCUCCCUCCCAUUAUCCGACGGCGCCCGAGCCAACCUGGAGCUGUUGCACGAAACCAUGCUUGCUUGCGCGCGCACCGUGGAUGAGAUCAAAGCCAGGGCUGACAUGUUCUAUGCCACGGGUAGUGUCACCAGCAGCUCUGUCGACGAGCUCGCGAGGACAAUGCAGGAGGAGUUGGCAGGGCUCGAGGAGGUCAUGCGGCUGUGCAAGAUUGUCACUAACCUCCAGGGGCGCCCGACAGGGGCCAACCCGGGCGCUGGCCUCGGGCGAGACCAGCGGCGCGACGGGGCCAGCCCGGCCGCCGGCGGCGAGGCAGGGAGGGGCGUGGGGCAAGGUCGGGCCGCGGCGACUGCGGGAAUCCAGGGGCGCGGGCACCAGACACAGCCGCGGGGGCGACGGCCAUGGCGCGAGCGGACAGGGGUGGUCGCGGGGUGGAGGGGGCUCGGCCUGGCGCGCACGCAGGUGGCCAGGUACGCGGGCGCCAGCAGGGGGGCGAGGCCGCGGGCGGCUGCGGGUGCUGGGCGCCGGGCGCAGGGCAGCGCGAGGGCAGAGGCGCGCGGGGCAAUGGCCAGUGCGGGGGCCACGGUGAGCGCGAUGGUUGGCCGGGAUGGCAGGGGCGAACGGGGCGCCGGUCCAGGCACGGCGAGCGUAGGCGGUGAGGGAGACGGUUAG